AUGAGAAGCAGAUUAGAUGAACCGACAUUACCAAAUUGUUCCACUCCAAUUCCAACAACGUUGUUUGUCUCCGUCUCUGUCUCCCCAAGCCCUGUUCACUCUUGGGGGAGUUCGGGAAGUUAUACUUAUGUGGAUCCGGACCAACAGAGGUACUUCUUUGAAGAGAUUUUUUGUCUUCCCAGUGAACAGGGUUCAAUUGUCGCUGUGGAGAAGUAUUCAAAAGAGUCCAUCACUACUCAGACAAACAUGCAUGGUUGCUCCUAUGGCUAUCUUUCUGAUGCAAGGCGUGCCAUUGCCAAAGCCAACCCUGUGAUCAAGGCCAAGAAGCUAUAUAAAAUCUAUAACUUCUUCAUCCUAGCAUUCAAGGUAGUGGUGCGGAACACUCAGAAGGUCGAAUGAUCAACAUUGUUGGCAUAAUAUAUUUUGAGCAUCUCUUCAAUCCGAGAAACCAUGCAGGUUACAUCUUCUGCCAAAGUCAUGUCUUUUCUCAAGUGUUUUGGUUGGUUGGCUGGUUAUUGCUGGUUUUCUAAUGGUGUUUCAGUUGGGCAAAUGAAGCAUCGUUGCUGUUGUUCUGAUAUCCAUAAAAAACGACAAUUGAGAUAAGGUGCACUCUUUUUUAUACCAUUAAAAGUAAAGUCUUAGGAAAGGCCAUUGAUAGUUUUGUUGUCUGAAAAGCGGUGACUAGUGUGUAUGUCUGGCAUGCCUCCACCAGACUGAAAGGAGGCCAUCUUAACAUGUGCUUGUUGUCUUUCAUGACUCAUCAUGCUCUUAAUUUGGGUGGCAAAUCAAAACUUGAAAGAGGACAAGCAUGCUUCAUCAGAACAUCACUGUACUGGAAUUUGUGCUGAUUAUCAGGGUUAGGCAAAAAAUACUUUUCCUUUUUCCUUUAUGACUAGGAUUACUCGCUUUAAUGAAUAAUAUUAAUUAUCUUUUAUCGUA
Tripterygium wilfordii is the source of this 939-nucleotide messenger RNA. RefSeq lists its product as uncharacterized. The coding region runs from base 1 to 399 and encodes 132 amino acids. The transcript is spliced from 4 exons. NCBI's taxonomy places the organism in Eukaryota, Viridiplantae, Streptophyta, Magnoliopsida, Celastrales, Celastraceae. The record is from RefSeq and is a predicted model, not a curated record.